AUGGCAAGUAAUCGAACACCGCAUGGUCCCGAACGCCAUCACAAAUUAAUAGUUGAUUCGACUUUCAUUGCAAUUCCUGAACCUUAUGAUUCAGAUCAACGUAAAGCUUAUUAUCAUUUAAAAAGUCCAACGAAUUAUGCAAUGAAGGUACAGAUAGCGUGUGACUUUCAUCAUCGAAUAGUACAUGUAUCCGAAUGUUAUCGUGGGAGUGUACAUGAUAUCACAAUUCUAAGAGAAUCGGGACUAUUAAAACAUGUGAACGAUUCUGUGCAAAUUAUUGGUGAUAAAGGAUAUAUUGGGGAAGAUUAUGUGGUAACUCCAAGGAAAAAACAACGUGAACGUGAAUUAACAGAUGAAGACAAAAAUUUCAAUCGUGACAUUAAUAGCGCAAGAGCAGCUAUAGAAAAUAUAAAUCAACGUCUCAAAACCUAUGCUAUUCUAGGUGGUGUUUAUCGAGGAGCGAUUGAUGAUUUUGAAAAAAUAACUAAGAUCACACAAGUUGUUUCUGCUCUAUGCAACAUGAACUUAGAUAAACACCCAAUUCGCAAAUAA
Messenger RNA from Rotaria sp. Silwood2, 552 nucleotides. The record is from the annotation of a GenBank genome assembly. Lineage: Eukaryota; Metazoa; Rotifera; Eurotatoria; Philodinida; Philodinidae.